GAAAACAAAAAAUAAUUAAAUUUUAGAGCCCAAUAAGCCCAUAUAUGAGAAAAGGAGACAAUUUUGAUUUACAAUCUUUAGUAAUUUAUUGAUGGAAGUCCAAAAACGAGGGCUUUCGAUCCACCUAAUCACCUCCCAUGACUCGCCCGAGUUCGCUCACCUGAACCACGCGUUGACUCACUCAUUCGUCAUCGGGCUCGACGCGGAAUGGAAACCCAAUCGCCAGGCUUCCACCUUCCCCGCCGUCUCCCUACUCCAAAUCGCAUGCCAACUCGUCAACGCGCCCGAGUUGGACUCGGACGAGUCGCCGAUUUUCCUCAUCGAUCUCCAAACCAUUCACAUGCCCCCGGUUUACGAGCUGUUGAAUCAAGUGUUUGUAGCGCCCAAUGUCUUAAAGUUAGGGUUCAGAUUCAAGCAGGACUUGGUUUAUCUGUCGUCUACGUUUUGCGAGCGGGACUGCGCUCCUGGUUUUGAUAGGGUUGAACCUUUUAUCGACAUUAGUGCAAUAUACAAUCAUCUACAAACCAAGCAACCAGGACGAAGGAUACCGAAACAAACAAAAAGUUUGGCAACAAUUUGUGAAGAAAUUUUAGGGAUUUCGCUCUCCAAGGAACUUCAGUGCAGUGACUGGUCGCAGCGUCCUCUAACAGAAGAGCAGAAGACAUAUGCUGCUGCAGAUGCACAUUGUUUGGUCAAGAUAUUUAAUUUGUUCCAUGCAAAGGUUGUCAGAGAAGGAAAAUCUUCUCAGCCAUCUGAUGUCGGUCCAGGGGCGGGGUUGAAGCAGAUACUCGAGAAAUCAAGUGGGGAUAACAUGGUAACAAGAGCCGCGCUUGUUGAAGCUUCAAAUAUGACCCGUAAAAUUAUGCCUGAAUUACAUAGCAUACAGACGACUGAGGAGGCUAAUUCCAUGAAGUCAAACAAUCUUAAUGAACAAGUAGAUAAUAGCUUCUUGCUGGUUGUCAGGAAGCAUGGUGAUAGAAUAUUGUUAAAGGAUUCUGACAGAAAGCCCAAAACCUCCAAAAAGAAAGCUAAAAAGAUUAUGUCGAAGCCCAAAACCAGUGAAAUUAUAGAAGAUUGGGAAGGCCCUCCUCCAUGGGAUCCAUCUACCGGAGGUGAUGCGUGCCCCAAAUUUCUGUGUGAUGUGAUGGUUGAAGGCUUAGCAAAGCACUUGCGUUGUGUUGGGAUAGAUGCUGCAGUUCCGCAUUUAAGGAGGCCGGACACCAGGGACUUAAUUGAUCAAGCACAAAAGGAGAAGAGAGUGCUCUUGACUCGGGAUGCCAAGCUUUUGAGACAUGAAUAUUUGAUAAAGAAUCAAAUAUACAGGCUAAAAAGUCUCCUUAAGAAUGACCAGCUACUUGAGGUGAUCGAGACAUUCCAGCUUAAGAUUUCUGAGGAUCAACUAAUGUCGAGGUGCACUAAAUGUAAUGGGAAAUUCAUCCAGAAACCUUUAACAACUCAAGAAGCUGUUGAAGCUGCUAAGGGAUUUCAAGUGAUUCCAAACUGCUUGUUUAACAAAAAUUUGGAAUUCUGGCAGUGCAUGGACUGUAAUCAACUUUAUUGGGAGGGUACUCAGUAUCAUAAUGCAGUCCAGAAGUUCAUCGAUGUAUGUAAGCUAAAUGAGCAACCUGAAGGUGAUGCUUAGUAAAGUUGUCCAUGAUCGUUCUUCAUACCGAGCAAUUGUUGUCAUGUUUGUAUGUUAUGGUUUAUUAGUUUUAGCAAAAUUUUAACUUAGAGCAUUCUACAUUGCCCUUCAUGAAAGCUGUGCGUUGAUAUUCACAAUCUUGGAUCCUAAUAUAGGAAAUUUUUGUCCUUCCGAGUAAUCUUGUUGGAGUUGUGUUUUGUGACGUCUACAGAUAAUUUAAAAGCAACCAAAUCCCAGAUCGUCAAA
This is a messenger RNA of Salvia miltiorrhiza (redroot sage), 1888 nucleotides long. RefSeq lists its product as uncharacterized. Gene Ontology annotation, biological process: nucleobase-containing compound metabolic process. Gene Ontology annotation, molecular function: 3'-5' exonuclease activity; nucleic acid binding. Bases 92 to 1642 code for a protein of 516 amino acids. The transcript is spliced from 8 exons. The record is from RefSeq and is a predicted model, not a curated record. NCBI's taxonomy places the organism in Eukaryota, Viridiplantae, Streptophyta, Magnoliopsida, Lamiales, Lamiaceae.